Molecule: messenger RNA, 861 nt
Organism: Morus notabilis
Lineage: Eukaryota; Viridiplantae; Streptophyta; Magnoliopsida; Rosales; Moraceae
Exons: 4
Coding region: 79-639 (186 amino acids)
Source: RefSeq, a predicted model, not a curated record
AGAAAAAGGGGAGAAAAAAAAGUGGCUAGAUUAUCCUUUACUAAAAAUUGGACCGAGGAAGAAGUGUGGGGGAGGAGCAUGGGUUCCUCUUCAGUCUUGGCUGUCUCUCAUCCUUCUCUUCACUUAGCUUCCAACAAUUUAGUCCUCUUUGCAAAACCCAGUAUCCCAUUAAAGUCUUUCCAAAUUAAGAGCUCUAAAAUACCAACACUUUCUUUUUCUUCUUCUUCAUUGCCAUCUUCUUGCUUAUCGGUUCUUCACAAGUCCCUUCCUUUGGCCGCUUCAGCUCUCAUUCUUCUCUCCUCAUAUCCAGCUAAAGCUGGAUUUCUUUCCGGAUUUUCCGGGAUAGAAUCUGUUCCUGGUCCUGAGUUGCCUCAAAUUGACUUUCUUAAUCGCCUCAAUGAAGAAAACCAGAAAAAGUACGCAGAAAAUGAUGCAAGAUUCAGAGAAUCUCCCCUGCUCAAGAAGCUACUAGAGCGAUCCAAAUUGAAUUUAGAAAAGAAUCGCCAAGAAGUUCAGGACAAGUACUGCAUACGUGGUGCGGAAUGGGGAGUUGGAGAUUGCUCGGCGGAGGGAAUGUCUCCAGAAGAAAAAGAGAAUUUCAUUUCCAUGUUGAAGCAGAAAGCUGGUGUGAAAGAAUGAUUAAGAAGCAAUCUCGCGUAGCUGAUAUUGCUUUCCAUUUAAGUUUAGCAGCAAUCACUUAUCCAAAUCUUCCAUGAUUUAUCACAUUCUUUGAACAAGCUGGUUAUAUUGUUUUGCUUGCUUGUUUAGCAUGUGAUAGUUUUUCCUGUCGUUCUAUAAGGAGAGGAAACAGGCCCCUUUUUUUCCUCUAACAAAUGUUCAACCAUUUAUCUUUUUUCUUAA